AUUACUCAAAAUUUUGUAAAAUCAUGAAAAAAAUUUUGAAAACUUAUUUAAUAUUUUUAAUGAUUUAUGGAACCAAUGGACAAACUGUAAAUUGUGAUUAUCAAUAUAAUAAUAAUUUUUGGAUGACUUCAUAUCAAAACAUGAAUGAUUCCGGAUAUACAUGCAGCUUGAUAACACGUGAAUUAAGUUUCUUUCAAAAACUCUCAAGAUUUAGGAAUCAUAAAGCUGGACGCAAUGAUGCUGAUGUGAAAUGGAUCAUCAACUAUAAAGAAAGCAAAAUGAAAACAUUCUCAUCAAGUAUCUGCCAUAAGUUCCCUAAUCUUGAAAUAAUUGAUAUUGGUGGUGCCGAAAUGGAAUCAAUUGAUGACGACGCGCUGUCAAAUUGUAAAAAUUUGAAAUUUUUGAUGCUAAAUGGAAAUGAAAUUCGAGAAGUUCCAGAAUAUUUGCUGACUCGAAACUCAAAGCUGAUUUAUUUUUGGAUUAAUAAUAAUCAACUGACAACCUUGCCUGAAAAUGUGUUUAUCAAUAAAAAGGAACUUGUGGAACUGCUGUUGAAUAAUAAUCAAAUAAAUUUCAUACCGAGCAGCAUUUUUCGACAGCUUGUGAAGCUUGAAAUGCUGAAUUUGGACAACAAUGAGCUUCAGUCAAUCAAUCCAGAAUGGUUUGUAGGUUUGCAGAACUUAAAAUUGUUAAGCUUGAAUGGAAAUCAAAUUGUGGAAAUUCCAUCAAAAUGCUUUGCAGCACUUAAAAAUUUAGAAAAAUUGUGGCUUAAUAAAAACAGAAUUAAAACUUUAAAAACUGACAAUUUCGGAGGUCUUCAGAAUUUACAAAUAUUAAGUCUGCAUACCAAUGAACUUUCAGACUUUCCAGCUGGCGUUUUUACUCAGUUGACAAAUUUGCAAGAGUUAAGUUUAAAUAGCAACAAAUUGACAAUAAUCCAUUCAGAUUCCUUCGAUGUUCACAGCCAGUUGACAGCUGUUGAUCUCGAAGACAACGAAAUCAACGCAAUUGAUCCAAAAGUCAUCGACAACACUGCAGUUUCAGCUCUUAAAAUGACAAACAACAGUUGCUGCCAACUUGACACAGAAACUAAAAGUGAAAUAAAAGCAAACCUGAAAAAAUGCUUCAACAAUUAUCAACCACGACAUUAUCAAGCUAAUGCUGAAUCAUGUGGAAAAGGAGUCAAAGCACAAGGAACAAUCAUUGGAGGAAGUGAAGUUAAACGCGGCAUGCAUCCAUGGAUUGCUGCCUUGAUUGCACCAAGAAACAAAUAUUUUUGUGGUGGAACUUUGAUUUCAAAGAGGAAGCUUGUCACAGCUGCUCACUGCAUGUUAAUUCUUGCACGUGACAUCACAGUCCUCCUGGGCGUUCAUGACUUUAGUAAGCGACAUGAAGUUGGAAGAUUUCCUUAUGCUGUUCAGAACGUUUACAUCCAUCCUGAUUGGAAUCCACACACUGAUACUUAUGAUGCUGACAUUGCAAUUAUGGUCCUCGAAACUGAAGUCACAUACAGCAAGUAUAUCCAACCGAUUUGUCUCAUGUACGCUAACUCAACAUUAGCUGAACACUCUGAAGGUGUUGUCGUUGGAUAUGGAAAGGACGGAGAUCCAAAAAAGGAACAUUCAAUCAUCCCAAAGUCCAUCAACUUGCCAAUUCAUAAAAAUGAAGAUUGCUUCCUCAAAAACUACGAAUUGGCUCGAUACUCAAGCAAGCGAACGUUCUGUGGUGGAGCUGGAAAUGGAACUGGUGUCUGCAUUGGUGACAGUGGAAGUGGAUUGGUCGUGACUGAUGGCAGUGCUUACUAUCUUCGUGGAAUUGUCUCUGCAUCACUUAAUAACAUGACUUAUGGAUGCGAUGUUGAUACUUACUCGAUUUUUACAAAUAUUCUGCACUUUACUGACUGGAUUAAUGAGCUUCCUGUUGAACGAGUUUUUUAAAUCAGUUCAAAAAUUUUUUAAGCUUUAAAUCAAC
Messenger RNA from Chironomus riparius, 1971 nucleotides. The record is from the annotation of a GenBank genome assembly. Lineage: Eukaryota; Metazoa; Arthropoda; Insecta; Diptera; Chironomidae.